AUGGGAACAACCACGUUGGCUAGUGGAGUGGCCGCUGUUACAGCAGUGGCCGUCGUCGUUUCGUUGGUGACUGUGGUCUACAUAGUCAACGACAUCAACACCUUCUACGACGACGUCAUCUCUGAGCUCGAUGGCUUCAAGCAAGCCAGUGGUUGCCCCGCUGGACCACCUGGACCACCUGGACAACCCGGACUGCCUAGAGAGAAUGGAGAGCCUGGACAGCCUGGAAGGCCAGGAAACAAACGGGGCACAGCACGGAGGCGGAAUAAAGGACGUCACACGGCACUGACACUCCUGGACCACCAGGAGACGCUGGGCAACCUGGAAGUGAUGGUCAACCUGGAUCUCCCGGUCAACCAGGAGCACCUGGAACUAGCGGAGCAGGACAACCGACCACCUGGUCCUCCAGGACCAAAUGGAACACCAGGACAACCAGGACAGGACGGCACUGGCGGUGGUGGCAGCAACGCUGGUCCACCAGGUCCACCUGGACCCAACGGAAAUCCAGGACAACCUGGAGCGCCUGGAGCACCAGGAGCGCCUGGGAUGGAUGCCACACCUGGGGGUGAGUAG
Messenger RNA from Ostertagia ostertagi, 573 nucleotides. Lineage: Eukaryota; Metazoa; Nematoda; Chromadorea; Rhabditida; Trichostrongylidae. The record is from the annotation of a GenBank genome assembly.